Molecule: messenger RNA, 906 nt
Organism: Lathyrus sativus (Indian pea)
Lineage: Eukaryota; Viridiplantae; Streptophyta; Magnoliopsida; Fabales; Fabaceae
Source: the annotation of a GenBank genome assembly
AUGAAUCUAAUUGCCGGAGCUUUCAAGCCUCCUUGCAACAUCUCAAUCUCCUUUGCUGAUGGAACAACACGCAAGCAGGUUCGCGUGAAGAAGGGAAAUGACCAGGCAGUUAUGGUUCCUCUCUUUCAAAGUCAGGAGAAUAUAGUUGGGGAGGUUAUUGUAGAACCUGCGAGCUGGAAGAAGGUUGAACAUAAUGGUGUAAAAAUUGAGCUUCUUGGUCAAAUAGAAUUGUAUAUUGACAGAGGCAACUUCUAUGACUUUACUUCUCUUGUACGAGAACUUGAUGUUCCUGGAAAUUUAUAUGAAAGGAAAAUAUACCCGUUCGAAUUCUCCACCGUUGAAAUGCCACAAGAAUCCUACAAUGGAAUCAAUGUCAGGCUUAGGUACAUUUUGAAAGUGACAAUUAGUCGGAAUUUUGUCAACAACAUUGUGGAACACGUGGAUUUUGUAGUGCGCAAUUACAUUCCAGCUCCAUCAAUUAAUAAUAGCAUUAAGAUGGAAGUAGGAAUCGAAGACUGCUUACAUAUAGAGUUUGAAUACAGUAAAAUCAAGUAUCAUCUGAAGGAUGUUGUCAUUGGCAAAAUAUAUUUUGUUCUGGUGAGAAUCAAAUUAAAAAACAUGGAACUUGAAAUCAGGCGUCGGGAGUCAACUGGAUCAGGGACCAAUAUGUAUGUUGAGACAGAGACCCUUGCCAAGUUUGAGUUGAUGGAUGGUGUUCCAGUCCGAGGAGAAUCAAUUCCUAUCAGACUGUUCCUCAGUCCAUACGAGCUGACGCCAACAUAUGACAAUAUCAAUAACAAGUUUAGUGUCAAGUAUUUUCUAAAUCUUGUUUUCGUGGAUGAAGAGGACCGGCGGUAUUUCAAGCAGCAAGAAAUUACAAUAUAUCGUCUACUUGAAAACUCCUGA